UUUGUAAAUUACUAGAAGUCAACUUCCUGGAAUUUUACCAAUGUACUUUAUUGGAUAUCCAAUAAAGUACAUUAUAUAUAUUGUAUAUAUUAUAUACACCGAAAUAUUUCCUAAAACUUGCUGGAAAUCCUGGCUGAUGAUUAAAAGUGUAGUGUAAUACUGUUUUUUGACCAAGUCUAUGAACAGUUUGCUUGACUUCAGAGCGUACUAGAAGCUGCCGACUUGUAAUCCGUCCAUCAUUGCUGGAUUAGAAAUGUGAUCGUGGUGUGCUAUAUGUUCAAGUCAUAUCCACCUCAUUAGAUCUUCUUCAUGCUUCAAACUAAUGAUUGCUUAGAAAUUGGGAUCUCCGGGAUUGUAAAGGAAUUCGGGUUUUAUGGUCGUACAACUUUUAGUAUUUUAAAUUUAUCAAACAGUGGUUGAAAGAAUAAUUAUGUAUCAGAAUACUCAUGACUCCCUCUCAACAUUCAAUAUUAUUAUGAGUCUACUCUAAAUCAGUUGAUUUAUUCGUGAUUUUGUCCUGUUUUUAAGGAUUGAUCGCGCCUUAUAGGCUUUGUCUAACCACUUGCAUGCAUUAUUCGUAGUGCUAGAUAAUAUGCACCUUUCAAGGGGGGUUGAGAACAGUUUGGGAGUGACCAUAUCGAGUUGUCCUUGGGGAUAAUGUAUUAUAACAUAGGCUUUAGCUGUGCCUCCAAAGCAGUCGAAACUGGUAUCUACUCGUUCUAGACUUAGAUCUUGCUCUGUUAAGGCAUCAAUGAUUGCGAUGAUUGCAAAGGACGUAAGUUGUUUGUUGCGAUAUGUGGGUUCGGAUGUACAUGACAUAACAGUUAGGUUUCAAGUAAUCAGAAGACUCAAACGUACUUAUCUUCUCACAAUGGAUUACUUGUCUUUCUGCCGUGGUGUACUGAUUGGGGGAUUGAUGGGAGAUUGUUAUGGAUUCUUGUACGAAGGCAAACCAGCAGUAAAUUACAGCACUCCUUUGGAACUGCUGCAAAGGUCAAUCAAUGGCUUUGAUACUAAACAGCUGAUGUACAGCGAUGAUACACAAAUGAGUCUUGCGAUUCUCCGGUCAUUAAGGGCUAGGAAUAGCUUCGAUGCAGAACAUUUGGCUAAAGAGUUCACUACUGACUACUUUGAAAAUGGAUCACAUAGGUGCUAUGGUGGUUCUGUUGGGCGCACUUUUUACUCACUUAAGAUGAUGAACUACAAAGACCCCUAUGCUCAUGCUGCUGAUUUAUUUAAUGGGACAGGAUCAUAUGGUAACGGUGGAGCUAUGAGAAUCGCACCUGCAGCGCUAUAUGGAUUACGAUAUUCUAAACGUGAAUUUGAAAAAAUAAUUAUCGAUGUUACUCGGUUAACUCAUACCCAUCCACUGGCUAUAUGUGGAGCACUUUUGCAAGCAUAUGCUAUACAAAUGAUUUUCUCUUUGAUACAUGAUCAUAUACAACUGGAUUAUGUAACCUUCAUCGAUAACUUAUUAGAAAAACUAGAGAAAACAGAAUAUUUUGUAAAUUUUAAACAACCCAAUUGGUUAGAAGCACUUGAUGCUUAUAAAGAAAAAUUACAAAUAGUUAAAUAUCUCUUGAUAGACGAUAAACAACCAUCAGUUACAAAUAUUGUCGAUCGAUUGGGUAAUGAUUUAAAAGCCAUCAACUCUGUUCCAUCUGCAUUAUAUGUAUUUCUGCGUAGUUUAAAACCUAUAGACGGAAUCGAGUUUGAUUCACCUCCUCUACGUUCUAUUGUCUUAUCGAUCGGAUUAGGUGGUGACACUGAUACCAUUGGUUGUAUGGCUACUGCAUUAGCUGGUGGAUAUAUUGGCAUUCCAAAUGACAGUAAUUCAACUAUACCAAGAAAUAUUAUUACACUUUGUGAAAGUUAUGAAGAAAUUGAAGAAUAUGCUAGUUGGUUAAGUAACAGGCUACAAAUCAGAUGAAAUUUUGUCAUUAUAAUCUAAUCGACCUGAAAAAGCACUAAAAAAUCAAGUGACGUUUGGUCCUAUCAUAAUGAAGUAAAAAUAAAUGUUCAACUUUUUUAACAGAUAUAAUUCUAUAAUAGAAGCAUUUGAAUUAGCCAUAAUUUUGGCUCAUCUUAAUAUUUUCUUACUGAAAUUUCUUAGAUGAUUUUGUUUAGCAAUUAUCGAAACUUGUGUUACAUGAACUUCUUGAAUAUAAGUGCAUCAUAAUACCUCUUAUUAAUGGUAAACUAUUGAUAUCUGUACCGAAUUUCCCAUACUAUCAAGUUUAUUUAAAUAUAUUGUAAAGUAUCGUC
Messenger RNA from Schistosoma rodhaini, 2265 nucleotides. The record is from the annotation of a GenBank genome assembly. Lineage: Eukaryota; Metazoa; Platyhelminthes; Trematoda; Strigeidida; Schistosomatidae.